AUGAAGCUGAUCUUGGCCCUGGUUGGACUCCUGGCCACUCAGGCCAUGUUCCCACCCUCUGAGGGCACCAUUCCAGCUGUCCCAGGGGAGGUGGAAACCGCAAUGGUGCUGACCAGCAUGGAAGAGGCCAAGCAACUGGUGGACAAGGCUUACAAAGAGCGGCGGGAAAGCAUCAAACAGCGCCUUCGCAGUGGCUCAGCUAGCCCCAUGGAACUCCUGUCAUACUUCAAGCAGCCCGUGGCAGCGACCAGGACAGCUGUGAGGGCCGCAGACUAUCUGCACGUGGCCCUAGGCCUGCUGGAGGAGAAGCUUCGGCCAGUGCGGCAACGGCCCUUCAAUGUUACCGACAUGCUAACGCCCUUCCAGCUGAACCUGCUCUCAAAGUCCAGUGGCUGUGCCUACCAGGACGUGGGGGUGACGUGCCCAGACAGAGACAAGUACCGGACCAUCACUGGGAAGUGCAACAACAGACGGAGCCCCACAUUGGGGGCCUCCAACCGGGCCUUUGCUCGCUGGCUGCCUGCCGAGUAUGAAGAUGGUUUCUCACUGCCUUACGGCUGGACACCCGGGGUCAAGCGCAACGGUUUCCCUGUGCCCUUGGCUCGCGCAGUCUCCAACGCAAUCGUGCGCUUCCCCACCGAGCAGCUGACCCCGGACCAGGAGCGCUCGCUCAUGUUCAUGCAAUGGGGUCAGCUGCUGGACCACGACCUCGACUUCACCCCUGAACCUGCCGCCAGGGUCUCCUUCAUCACUGGCCUCAACUGUGAGACCAGCUGCCUGCAGCAGCCACCCUGUUUCCCACUCAAGAUCCCACCCAAUGACCCCCGUAUCAAGAACCAACGUGACUGCAUCCCCUUUUUCCGCUCCUGCCCAGCUUGCACUGGGGGCAACAUCACCAUCCGCAACCAGAUCAAUGCGCUCACCUCCUUCGUGGAUGCCAGCAUGGUGUAUGGUAGCGAGGAUCCCUUAGCCAGGGACCUCCGAAACCUGACUAACCAGCAGCUGGGGCUGCUGAAGGUCAAUGACCGCUUCACGGACAACGGCAGGGCUCUGCUGCCCUUCGACAACCUGCACGAUGACCCCUGCCUCCUUACCAACCGCUCUGUGCGCAUCCCUUGCUUCCUGGCAGGGGACACUCGCUCAAGUGAGAUGCCUGAGCUCACCUCCAUGCACACCCUCCUUGUGCGGGAGCAUAACCGGCUGGCCACACAGCUCAGGCGUCUGAACCCCCGCUGGGAUGGAGAGCGGCUUUACCAGGAAGCCCGGAAGAUUGUCGGUGCCAUGGUCCAGAUCAUCACUUACCGGGACUAUUUGCCCCUGGUGUUGGGGCCAGAGGCCUUGAGGAAAUACCUACCCAAAUACCGCAGCUACAAUGACUCGGUGGACCCACGCAUCGCCAACGUCUUCACCAAUGCCUUCCGCUAUGGCCACACCCUCAUCCAACCCUUCAUGUUCCGCCUGGACAAUCAGUACCGGCCCAUUAGCCGUGUCCCACUUAGUGAAGUCUUUUUUGCCACCUGGAGGGUGGUACUGGAAGGUGGCAUAGACCCCAUCCUCCGGGGUCUCAUGGCCACCCCUGCCAAGUUGAAUCGCCAGAACCAAAUUGUGGUGGAUGAGAUUCGGGAGCGGUUGUUCAAGCAGGUCAUGAGGAUUGGACUGGACCUGCCGGCUCUGAACAUGCAACGCAGCCGGGACCAUGGUCUCGCAGGAUACAAUGCCUGGAGGCGCUUCUGUGGACUCACACAGCCAAAAACGGUGGGCGAGCUGGGCACUGUGAUGAAGAACCUGGCCCUGGCACGGAAGCUGAUGGCCCAGUACGGCACACCCAACAACAUCGACAUCUGGAUGGGUGGCGUGGCAGAGCCCCUGCUGCCCAAUGGCCGGGUGGGUCCACUCCUUGCCUGCCUAAUAGGGACCCAGUUCAGGAAGCUCCGGGAUGGUGAUAGGUUUUGGUGGGAGAACAAGGGUGUGUUUAGCACACAGCAGCGGCGGGCCCUGGCCAAGAUCUCCCUACCUCGUAUCAUCUGCGACAACACAGGCAUCACCACUGUGUCCAAGAACAACAUCUUCAUGUCUAACACGUUCCCCCGGGACUUUGUCAACUGCAGUACGCUCCCUGCAUUGGAUCUGACCUCCUGGAGGGACAAGGCCUAA
Messenger RNA from Chrysochloris asiatica (Cape golden mole), 2154 nucleotides. It is a transcript of the gene MPO, whose product is annotated as myeloperoxidase. The transcript has 12 exons. Lineage: Eukaryota; Metazoa; Chordata; Mammalia; Afrosoricida; Chrysochloridae. The record is from RefSeq and is a predicted model, not a curated record. Bases 1 to 2154 code for a protein of 717 amino acids. Gene Ontology annotation, molecular function: heme binding; peroxidase activity. Gene Ontology annotation, biological process: response to oxidative stress.